Camelina sativa (false flax) is the source of this 291-nucleotide messenger RNA. NCBI's taxonomy places the organism in Eukaryota, Viridiplantae, Streptophyta, Magnoliopsida, Brassicales, Brassicaceae. The record is from RefSeq and is a predicted model, not a curated record.
ACGGUGUAUGAUCACGACACGUUCACCAAAGACGACAAGAUGGGAGAUGCAGAAUUUAUUAUUAAGCCGUUCGUUAAUGCAGUGAAGAUGCAAUUACAUGAUCUCCCAUCUGGGACCAUUGUGACCACGGUCCAGCCGAGCCGAGACAAUUGCCUUGCCGAGGAGUCUCGGGUUAUAUGGUCUGACGGUAAGCUCAUUCAAGAUUUGGUCCUUAGACUAAGACAUGUCGAGUGCGGUGAGAUUGAGGCUCAGCUUCAAUGGAUUGAUCUUCCUGGCUCUAAGGGUCUAUGA